Helicoverpa armigera (cotton bollworm) is the source of this 1353-nucleotide messenger RNA. RefSeq lists its product as uncharacterized. The coding region runs from base 25 to 1194 and encodes 389 amino acids. The transcript has 3 exons. NCBI's taxonomy places the organism in Eukaryota, Metazoa, Arthropoda, Insecta, Lepidoptera, Noctuidae. The record is from RefSeq and is a predicted model, not a curated record.
UUUAAUGUAACAAAAGCAUUCGCGAUGGCGAGGCAUCGGUACCUGGUAUAUGCAUUUGUCAUUACCUUCGCAAUUGUUGAAAGCCAUGCCGCCAAUACACAAAUAACUCAAGUCUCGACAAACGUUUAUUCUCGAUAUGGACAAGGUGAAAAUACUUUUCCAAGAAGGGAUCAAUCUGAUGGUGGUUCAAACAAUAUGGCGGCAGAGGUAGCCAACCAAGAUCAGGCUUCAACUGAUACGUCCCAGGAAAAUUCCAGUCAGAACAUCGAUCAGAACUCCGGUCAAGGAGGUAAUCAGAACAAGGGUCAGGGAGGUAAUCUGAAUAAGGGUCAAGGAGGUAAUCAAAAUAAGGGUCAAGGAGGUAAUCAAAAUAAGGGCCAAGGAGGUAAUCAGAACAAGGAUCAAGGAGGUAAUCAGAACAUGGGUCAAGGAGGUAAUCAGAACAAGGAUCAAGGAGGUAAUCAGAACAUGGGUCAAGGAAGUAAUCAGAACAAGAAUCAAGGAGGUAAUCAGAACAAGAACCCAGGAGGUAAACCGAACAACAACCCAAGAGGUAACCCGAACAACAACCCAGGAGAUAAACAGAACAAUAACCCAGGAGGUAAACAGAAUAACAACCCAAGAGGUAAUCAGAACAACGAUCAAGGACGUAAUUCGGAUAGAAAUCGAGGAGAUAAUCAAAACGAUGAUCAGGGAGAUGAUGAAAACUCUGAUCGAAGGCGUAAUCAGGACAAUGACCAAAGAGGUAAUGGCAACAAUGACCAAAGAGGUAAUGGCAACAACGAUCAGAGAGAUAAUCGCAACAAUGAUCGAGGAGGUAAUCGCAAUGAGCGAGGUGGUAAUGAUAACAAUGACCAAGACAACGGUCGAAACAACGACCAGAGAGAUAAUCGAGGAGGUGAUCGCGACAACGAACGAGAAGGAGAUCGCGACAGCGAACGAAGAGGUGAUCGCAAAAACGAAAGAGGAAGUGAUCGCAAUAACGACCAAGAUCGUAAUCGGAAUGACGGACAACGUCCUGGUACCAGAAUUGACGAAAACGAUCCAAGAAGAAACCCACGGGGGGAUCCCAGAUACAUUCCUGAAAGAGAAUAUGGUCUUAUACCUAGCAUCAAACGAAAGUUUAAAUCUAAGCUCAGAAGGAAGUUUGAGAAAGCUUAUUCCAUCAAAGAACGGCUACUUGGCCGCUUGUAGACGUCACACUUGGGGUUUAUAAAAAAAUUCACCGCGCCACUUACACGCGCAAAGUUUUCAAUUUAACUAUCAAAGCACUGGUAAUAAUAUAUUCAAGAAAAUUGUGGAACCGUCAUCAUAACACACCAAUUUGUCACAUGAUUAAAUAAAAUAUAUGCA